This is a messenger RNA of Neurospora crassa OR74A, 1752 nucleotides long. NCBI's taxonomy places the organism in Eukaryota, Fungi, Ascomycota, Sordariomycetes, Sordariales, Sordariaceae. The record is from the annotation of a RefSeq genome assembly.
AUGAUAAUAAUGACUAUACUGUCUUUAUUACUUUCUAAUGCCGUUACUUUAAGACGAGAUAUUUCCAUACUUUUUAAUAGAAUUGUGAUUAUAGCAUUAAUUUAUUGUAUUUUGCAUGAUACAAUGAGUUUAUCUAUUAUAAGUAAAGGGGUAGGUUUACAUGGAGGUUUACUUCAUAUAACCAAUAUAACACAAGUAUUCCAAAUAUUUAUUUUUUUGAUUAGUAUAUUAAUAUUACAAUUAACAAGUUUCGAUCCCAUAAAAAAAUUUUAUAUUAUGAGACAUCCUAGGUUUAUUAAUAAGUGGCCUAGAGCUAUAGGAUAUUCAAUACCAUUAUCUUCAAUACAAGCAGUGUUGAAGGAUUACCUUUUUAAAAUUCAAGGGUUUAACAAAGAACAUCUUAAAAUAAUAGAAUACCCUUUAAUUUUAUUAUUUGUUAUUUGCGGAGCAGUAUUUUUAAUGUCAACAAAUGAUUUAGUUUCUAUUUUUCUUUCUAUAGAGUUACAAAGCUACGGAUUAUAUAUAUUAAGUACUAUUUAUAGAAAUUCCGAAUUAUCUACCACAGGUGGUUUAAUUUAUUUUUUAUUAGGUGGCUUUAGCUCCUGCUUUAUUUUAUUAGGUGCAAGUUUACUAUAUGCAAAUUCAGGUACUACAAGUUUGGAUGGUUUAUAUAUAAUUAAUAGUAUUAGUGACGUAAAUGAUAACAUGACUUCAUGAUACAAAUCAUAUUAUUUAAAUUUUUCUUUACUCAUAUUUAGUGUAGGAUUCUUAUUUAAAGUUUCAGCAGCACCUUUCCAUUUUUGAUCUCCUGACGUCUAUGACGCUAUCCCUACAAUAGUAACAACAUUUGUGGCAAUUAUAGCCAAAAUUUCUAUUUUUAUCCUUUUGCUAGAAUUAGUUUAUCAUACAAAUAAUUAUCUAUCAGAAUUUAGCUGAAUCUAUGGACUACUAGUCAGUUCUUUUCUUUCCUUAAUAAUAGGAACUGUUGUAGGUUUAACACAGUUUAGAAUUAAAAGAUUGCUUGCAUAUAGUACAAUCUCUCAUCUAGGUUUUAUUUUAUUAGCUUUAAGUGUUUCCACACAAAGUGUGGAGUCCACACAAGCAUUUAUAUUUUAUUUAAUACAAUAUUCUUUUAGUAAUUUAAAUGUGUUUAUUAUAUUAAUUACUAUAGGAUUCUCUUUAUAUGGUUAUGUUUGAAAUAAUAAAGAGUAUAAAAAUCUACUAGAUAUAAAUAAUUCACCUGUACAAUUAAUUAGUCAAUUGAAAGGGUAUUUCUAUCUAAACCCUUUAUUGUCUUUAAGUUUAGCUAUUACUAUCUUUUCUUUUGCGGGUAUUCCGCCUCUUGUAGGGUUUUUUGCCAAACAGAUGGUAUUGAGUGCUGCUUUAGAUAAUGGCUAUAUUUUCUUAUCCCUAAUAGCAAUACUUACUAGUGUAGUUGGAGCAGUUUAUUAUUUGAAUAUAAUUAAAGAGAUUUUUUUCUAUUCUCCUGGACAUAAAUUAAAAACAGUAGACGUAGAAAAUACCUGACCUUUUCCUGUUAAAAGAGAUCUAAAGCUCAAUGAUUCAAAUGCAUUUUCAAUAUCUUAUGAUAGAUAUACUGUAUCUAGUCCUUUAUCUUCUGGAUAUACUAUAUCUAGUCCUUUCUCUAUUACUAUUUCUAUUAUUACAAUAGUAAUAUUAUUAUUUAUAUUUAUGAAUAAAGAAUGAUUAAGUAUGGGUACCAUAAUGGUACAAGUUUUAUUUAGUACUUAA